Messenger RNA from Dichomitus squalens LYAD-421 SS1, 808 nucleotides. RefSeq names its product Translin. Gene Ontology annotation, cellular component: nucleus; cytoplasm. Gene Ontology annotation, biological process: RNA metabolic process. Lineage: Eukaryota; Fungi; Basidiomycota; Agaricomycetes; Polyporales; Polyporaceae. Gene Ontology annotation, molecular function: RNA binding; sequence-specific DNA binding; single-stranded DNA binding. The coding region runs from base 1 to 675 and encodes 224 amino acids. The transcript is spliced from 7 exons. The record is from RefSeq and is a predicted model, not a curated record.
AUGGAUUCACAAAACCUCGAGAGAAUAAACAGUAUGCUCGAUGCUGAGGUCGAGAUAAGAGAAAAAAUCAAGGAGCAAGUAACAGAAUUCGACAAAAGGACGAGGACGCUCGUUGGGAUCCUCAACAGGAUUCAUUCCACCCGCUCAGAGAAGAUGUCGACACUGCUCGAUCAGGCUCGUCCCGUUCUUGACAGCUGCCGCGAGACAACCGCUGCGCUAGCAGACAUAGUUCCACCCGACCAGUUCUGGAAGUGGAAGGACAUGUGGAGCCUGUCGCUACGGAGCGCUGUCUUCUCAGCGACGCUCAUGGAGUACCUGAAAAGCGGAACCCUUCUUUCACUGCCCGCUGUUGCGGAGACACUCGGCUUCAAACCGGAGUGGAAGGAUAGAGUCACCCUUGCUGUGGAAGACUAUCUUCACGGAGUGAUCACGCUGGUGAACGAAUUGUCCCGCCUCGCCGUCAACUCUGUUACCUUAGGAGAUUUCGAGCAACCCAUCAAGAUUUCCUUGUUUGUGAAGGACAUAUUCGCCGGAUUCUCUAUGCUCAACUUGAAGAACGACACACUCCGGCGCCGUUAUGACAGUGUGAAAUACGACAUCAAGAAGAUCGAAGAAGUGGUCUAUGAUGUCUCACUUAGGAAGCUCGCUCCGUCCGCCCAGGAGAAGGCAGAGUGAUGACUGUUAGCUGGACAAGUAGAAGAUGUAACGUGACCAGGCCAGAGGAAGUGGAUCCUUGAUAGGCUGCGUACUCACCACGGUAGAGAUGCAUAACUGUAACAGUAAUAGCGUGAUAAAAUGAUGGAUUAGU